Molecule: messenger RNA, 297 nt
Organism: Staurois parvus
Lineage: Eukaryota; Metazoa; Chordata; Amphibia; Anura; Ranidae
Source: the annotation of a GenBank genome assembly
GACUGCAGACUGUACAGGGGAUAACCCAGAGAUUGCAGACACAGUACAGGGGAUGACCAGAGACUGCAGACAGUACAGGGGAUGACCAGAGACUGCAGACAGUACAGGGGAUGACCAGAGACUGUGAACCUUUGGGGAGGGAGGGGGGAUGUGGGCACCCGGCUGUGACAGCCAGGUGCCCACUGCGCAUAAGACGCCGGACCAUUCACAAAGCGCAGCACAUCUCGCGCAUGCGCAGUGGGCACCUGGCUGUCACAGCCGGGUGCCCACACUAAAGAUGCCAACGACGGAAGACUG